Messenger RNA from Sus scrofa (pig), 5086 nucleotides. Lineage: Eukaryota; Metazoa; Chordata; Mammalia; Artiodactyla; Suidae. The record is from RefSeq and is a predicted model, not a curated record.
ACGGUCCUGGGGCUGUUGAGCAGCCCCCGGCUCGGCUGGCGCUGAGAUGGAGUCGGCGGAAAGCGGCCCCCUGCCUCCAGCCCCGGACCUGUGUGGUGUUGACGUCUAUGCCGUCCCGGACCCGGGGCUGCUCACGGAAAAGAACGAGCCAUCGUUUUCAGAGCCAGUCCCCCAGCGUUUUACCAGCAGCUCAGAGUGGCAGAGCAUGGCUGUGUGCAGCCGUGCCCGCCAGCUGUGGCUGCUGCUGCGUGCAAGCCUCCAGAGCUUCGUGGAAAAGGCAAAGAGAGCUGAGCUGCGCGCGGCGCGCCUGACGCACGGGCUGGAGCCACUGCGCCGCCUGGCGGUGGCAGCCGGGCUGUGUUCAGUGGCGCAGGACCCGGUGGGUAGACGCUUCGUGGUGCUGGACGGCGCAGGCCUCCUACACCUGCACAGAGAGGACGGCUUGGCACAGGAGAAGUUGCCGGCUCCCAUCGCACUUACAGGGCUGGUGGCAGUGCUGGGCCCGCUGGGUGCCGUGGGCCGCUUUGUGGGCUGGGGCCCAGCGGGUCUGGCUAUACUAAGGUCUGACCUCAGCUUACUGUGGCUGAGUAAGCCAGGGCUGUUCAGAGCACCUGGCCACGAGCCCAUCUGCUGCCUGCCGGUGCCCAAUCCUGGGCUGCUGCUGGUGGCAGCGGCAGGCGGCAUCCUGGCCCUCUGGAAGUUCCGUUCAGGGGGUCGCUGCCUGGUUCCACAGGGGUCGCCUCUGCAGCUGCCAGCAAGCCCCCCAGGAGCGCUCGUGCGCUUGGCUCUGGGGCCUCAGCCCCCCUGUCACCUCCCACGCUGCUUUGCAGCCUGCGGCUCUGCUGUGCUCACCUGCGAUCUGCACACCUGGGCUCUCAUAGAUGUGCGACGGGACUUGCACAAAACCACCGUCUCGGACCUGGCGUACUGCAGUGAGCUCGAGGCCAUGGUGACAGCGUCCCGGGACAGCACAGUGAAGGUGUGGGAGGCAGACUGGCAGAUCCGGAUGGUGUUCGUGGGCCACUCAGGCCCGGUGACUGCUGUGGCUGUGCUCCCGAACACGUCCCUGGUGCUGUCGGCUUCGCAGGACGGGACGCUUCGCACGUGGGACCUGCAGGCAGCGGCGCAGGUGGGAGAGGUGGCACUGAGCUGCUGGGACCGGAGCGUGCCGCCCGAGAGCGUGAGCCGCCUGCUGGCCCCCGCCGGCCCUGGCUGGCCCUUGCUCUCCUUGCGCGCCAGCAGCGUGGAGUUGUGGCGCCUGCGUGAGCUCUACUCGCCCUUGGCACAGUUGUCGGCGCCAGUGCUGCACCUGCAGGUGGUGCCCGUGCUGCCCACGCUGGCGCCCCCGGCCCCUCAGCUGCCGGUGCGCCUUGUGUGCGCAUGCGCCGACGGCUCAGUUUCCCUGGUCUCGGCCUUGACCGGACGCGUGGUGAACGCGCUUCUGCUCGAGCCCGAAGACUGCGCGGCCGCUGUGGCCUAUUGCCUGCAGCGAGAGGUGCUGUGGCUGCUGACGCGCGCCGGGCACCUGCUGUGCGCCAAUUCUGCGCGCUGCCCCAUGCAGGUGCUGCACCGCCUGCGCCCACCGCCGCCCCCCACACCCAGGCCCUGCUGCCUGCACCUCUACAGCCACCUCACAGACCCCAGGAGCGCGUUUGCCAGCUGGGAGAUCGUGUGCCAGCACAAGGGCGACCUGUGCCACAGAGACAUGGUGGGCUGGAAGGAUAAGAACCGGUACCUGCCUGUGGUGGGGCAUACGGACGGCACCCUGUCGGUACUCGAGCUGCGCUCCUCCAAGACUGUCUUCCGAACGGAGGCUCACAGCCCGGGCCCCAUCACCGCCAUCGCGUCCACCUGGAACAGCGUCGUGUCCUCGGGGGGAGACCUGACUGUGAAGAUGUGGCGCGUCUUCCCCUACGCCGAAGAGAGCCUGGGUCUGCUGCGCACCUUCUCCUGCUGCCACCCGGCCGUGGCGCUCUGUGCCCUGGGGUCGCGUGUCACCGUGGGCUUUGAGGACCCCGACAGCGCCACCUAUGGCUUGGUGCAGUAUGGCCUGGGCAACAGUCCGCGCUGUGAUCACCGGCCCCAGGAUGACCCCACCGACCACAUCACCGGCCUGUGCUGCUGUCCCGCCCUCAAGCUGUACGCCUGCUCCAGCCUGGACUGUACCAUCCGCAUCUGGACAGCGGAAAACCGCCUGCUGAGGCUCCUGCAACUGAAUGGUGCCCCUCAGGCCCUGACCUUCUGCAGCAACAGUGGGGACCUGGUGCUGGCACUGGGCUCCCGCCUCUGCCUGGUGUCGCACAGGCUCUACCUGCCCACGUCUUACCUGGUUAAGAAGCUGUGCCAGGAGACGCCUGAUGAGGUGCAUGACCCUCCACUGACCAACCAGGAGUCACCAGCAUCAGCCCAGCUGCAGAGGCUUGCCAACCUGCAUGGGGUGGCCGGCCUCAGCAUGGCCUCGUCUUUCAUCCAUCGCCAGACGGCAACACCUCAGCAGCCUGUGUUGGAGGAGGACUUGCAGGCCCUCAUCGCCCGGGACCAUGACCUUCAGCAGCUAGGACUGGGGCUGGUGGGUCCGGCAGCCCGGCCCCCACCCUCCUGGCAGCAGCGCCAGGAGGCCUUUGAGAACUACCUUCGUCUGAUCUAUGGCCCUGACCUGCUGGGCACGUGCUCUGGACGAGAGUCCCAGCGAUGGAGCACCAUGACUGUCACGGUGGAGAGAGACACAUGGGAUGCGUGUGCCCUGCCUGGUCCCUCACAGGCUGGCGUCUGCGCCGAAGCCCCAACAGUGCCAACAGUCCUGCCACCCCAGGACCUGGGCACCCAGGGCCGGCGCUUUGCCCGCCCUCCCCGAGUCACCUUGCCCAUCCCCCCCACCCACCGGAGGGUGCACAGCAGAGCAUCCCAGCUGCUGGCCCGCUCCUCCCUGAGCUCAGACCUGGGCCUCAGUCUGGACCUGCAGCUGCAGUCGGAGCCGCUCCUCUGGGAGAAGCCUGUGGCCCCGGACCCACCAUCCUACCUGCAGCACAGGAUCCCCCUGCUGCCGAAGAGGCGGCCCCAGGCGCUUCUCUCCAACCUCGGGGGCUUCUAUCCUGCCACCAUUCAGCCCUACAAGGACUCGAGGCGGCCCAUCCACUUCCCUGGCUGUGUGCCCAACUCUGUGGUGCUGCAGCAGAUGUGGCAACCCGGGCAGGUCGGCGGCCUCGAAGCCCUCUGCCAGCUCAUGGGCAGCAGACCCAAGGUAGGACACAGCCGAGACGACCUGGGGCUGCACCAGGGCGGCUGGCGGCACCACGCCAAGUGGCAGCAGAACCUGCUCCAGUGGCUGGGGGAUGCGGAGGAGCAAGGAGAGCUGGUUCUGGACUUGGCCUCAGAUUCUCUGAGCCCCCACGGGCAGCUUUCAGACCAGCUGCUGGAGUCCAGGGAGCAGGAGGCUGAAGUGGGCCGCCAGGGCGCUGUGGCCGGGCCUCGGGAGCUGCUUGGAGAGGAAGGGUCUGCAGCUGUGGCCGCACCCCUGCCCCGUCAGAGCUCCAGGUUUUUGCUCCGGAAGCCCAGCGGCUCCCCAGACACCACCAUCAGGAAAGAGAGCUAUUUCUGCCGCCCCCAGGACCGCCACGGGCGCUCGCUCUGGGGAGAGCGCUAUGGGCAUCUGCCAAGGUUCCUGCAUUUUCUCAUCGGCCAGAACUGGUUCAAGAGGCUGUUCCCCAUCUUCACUCUGGAGGCGUACCCUGAGGUGGGCACGGUGGAGGGCCUGGCCUCGCUGUUCUUGGACCUGCUGGAGGAGGCCUCCUGGGCAGACCGCGGGCACAUCCUCCAUGCGCUGCUGAGGCUGCUGCCUGACGUCAGCCAGGACCUCUGUAGCCGGCUGCAGGGCGUCCUCCUGCGCUUGCUCAACCGGGACCAGCCCCCCAGCCUCGAGGACCCAACGCAGAAGCAGUUUGUGAUGCUGGCGCUGCAGCUGCUCCUGGCCUGCUCUCUGGAUGCGCGCGAGGUGGUGCUGGAGCUCUCGGCCUACUUCCUGUACUCGCCAGCGCCCUGCCGGCCGGAGAUCAAGAAGCUGAUGGACGGGCUAGGCCUUCAGGACCCUCAGGGCUUCCUGUUCCAGGAGAUGAUGACCUGGGUCCAGGGUCCAGACCUCGACUCCAAGGCCGCACUGCGUGAGUGCUGCCGCCAGAAGCUGGAGGAAAUGAUGCAGCCGUUGCAGGGGGCCCCGCCACCCAUGUCGAUGCUCUCUGGGACAACUGCUCAUGUAUCUGUGACCCCCUCCGUCCACUCUGGGACACCCUCAAGCAUCUCCUGGAUGCCCACACGGGUGGUCUCACCUGGGGAGCUGGACUCGGCCGCGCCGGAGGCCCAGGCGCAGCAGAUGCGCCCACAGAGGAGCUCAGGGCGGAGCAGACGUGCGCUGUCGGAGACACUGGUGCACUUCCGCUCCUUUCCUGAGGUCCACCCGUGGUCCUCAGCCCCGGCCGCCCUGCUUGAUGAGCCACUGCCCCUGGAGCAGACGGACUGGUCGCAGUCCAAAAUGCUGGACCUGGGGCCCAUCGAUGCCCUCAACUUCUUCUGCGAGCAGCAGCGGGCUCGGCAGCAGGGCGUCCUGCAGGGGGGUUUGAGCGCCCACGACGCCCCCCAUAGCCUGCAUGGGGUGGCUGAGGGCCCGGCUGCAACUAACCCACCUCCCCCUGCUCCCAGGCACUACCCUAUCCUCCGGCUUCAGGAGGCCCAAGUCCAGAGGCCUCCGGUGAAAGUGAGGGGCCACAUGCUGUCCCGGCUCUGGGAGGACCACACCCUGGACAGCCCUGUGAGGAUGCUGAAGCUGCCCCUGCCCCGGGUGGAGCCGCAGCCUUUUCCCCCAGACUGGCCCAGGCCCUCCCGUCCACUGCCCCCGCGGCUCCUGCAGCCUGCCCUGCAGCGCUACUUCCUGUUAGAUGAGGUGCACCCCGACAGCUACAGCUGACCUGGCUGCCCGCUGGCCCCUCCCUUCCCCUCCGCUCCAGCAGGGAGCCUGGACUCAGCUCCCGGGUCAAGCUGGUUGCCCCUGUCCAAGGCAUAGGGCUGGAAUAAAGUCUAGAAGCCACAGCAAGUA